AUGCCUUCUGCCCCAGCCUCGUCGGCUCCCGAAACGUCAGCAGCUCAAGACUCCUCCAUCGCCUUAGAGGGCACUCUUAACGGGCCUCCGCCGUCAGCGCCCGCCGCUCGAGAGGCUAGUGCGCCUCAGGGGCCUCUGCCCCCCUCAGGCGCGACUGAGGCCUGCUCGCGGCUAACCAAACUGCCAGCUGGCGCAGCCUCUCGUCUCCCCGAAGAUGACGGAGUAGCGGACGGGGAGAACCCAGGGAGAGAGUGCGCGGGGAAGCGUGAGCACGGCGGUCGGGCUGGGUCGCCGCCAAAAACGGGGCGUCACGACUCUCCAGCCUCCCCGCCCACCUUCGACGCCGGGAGCUCGCCAGGGACUGCACCACCUCCCUGCCCAGGAAGACCGAGCAAAAGAGAGACCUCUCCGAAAGCGGCAAGGAUGGCGAGCGCAGAAUCGAGUCAGGAGCCUUCGCUCUCCCCUGGCGAGCUGGCCUCGCCGGCGCCGUCGUCUCCGGCGCGGAGUGAGGGCGCGAAAAGGUGUACACGGCGCGAUGGGGGACGAUCUGCGGUGUCGGGGUCCUCUCAAAGCCGCAAUGCUACGUCACACAGCGAAGCGCCGCGCAGCGCCUCAUCGUCUCCGCCUGACUCGCCUAACUCCAGUCGUCCAUCUGCUUCUUUCCGCCGCCGUUUCUGCAGCGGAAUGACUUCUUCAUCCUCGUCGUCUUCCUCUUCCUGUUCCUCUCCUUCGUCUUCGUCUUCGCCGUCUCCUUCUGUCUCUCCCGCAUCUUCUGCCUCUUCGUCUGCUUCGUUAUCCCCACCUUACGCGCCAGCGUUGCGGGUGGCGGUCUCGUCUCCUCAUUUGCUGCCGGGGGCGCCUGUUGGCGGGGGCCUCUCCUCCCCGUCCUUCGCGACGCCUUCGGGUUCUCUAUCGCCCACUCUGCACGCGACUUCGUCGUCGCCCAAGUCCGUCUCUCAGCGGAUGACGCCCCACCACGUCUGUGGCGGCGGCAGCGGGUCGCCAUCUGCCUCAGUGUCUCCUCUGCACAUCUGCUCGCCUGCGUCGCUUCACUUUCCGGCGUCGCCGAACUCUCCGUCGUCGGGUGCGUCUCAGGGAUUCCCCGCGCUGCCGCGCACCAUCUUGGCCUGCGUGACGUCGCCGCUCUUUGCGCCAACCGCGACGUGCGCGUCGCCACCAGGCAUGCGCCUCCAGUCUCCUCCGCGGCGUCUGUCUCCCAUGGCGCUUUCACCCCGUGCGUUCUCGCCGUCCUGUCUUUCGCCGCCUUCGCUGUCUCCGUCCUGCGUCUCUCCGCAGACCUCGCCCUCGGUCCACCCCAUUAGCGACCUUGAGCUGGACGAUUUCCCGCAUCCCUUCGACGCUCACGCGCGCUCUGCGCUGCCUGGUAGCCCUGGUUCCCCACCGCCAGGUCUCCUCUCCUCCGCGCCCGCGACGUAUCCUCCGUGCGCGAGUGCGGCCGCUGCCGCGGGGCAUCAUCAACGCGGGUCUUCUUUCCCUUCUCACGCGCAUCGUGGGAGCUUCUCGCAUGCCCAUCGCGCUGCGCCGUCGGAGUGCCCUGCCGCUCCGCAUGGGGGGGGAAGCCUGGGCGCGGCGGAUUCAGGCGGUGUUUCGCCAGGCAGUCCGCGUCUUUCCGCGGCGACCGCCUGCACAUGCUGCGGAUGCAGCGAGGCUUGCUACGUCCCGAAUGCGUCGGCGCUGGAGGCGUCUCCGGAGAGCGCGUGGUGCGUCUGUCCCUGUCACAUGCAGAACGCGGCAGUCAAAAUCGAUAUGUGUUCUUUCGGCGCCUCUGCGCACCAUCUGCCGCUGUCUUCCUACUCCACCUCUGCUGAGAAGUUGUGCUCGCCCGGAGGCGCUGCAAGCCCCGGACACCUCAGCCCCUCUGGCGAGCGCAGCCCCCGGCGGCAGGCACUCGCGGGCAAGUCACACGGCUCUCCCUGUCUCCGCCGUCGCCCUUCGCCUGCGCCCGCCGCACGGUCGUGCGUCUCGCCCUCUUCGCCUUCUUCCUCCGUCGCCGCCCCUGUCGAGGCCCCCGCCCGCGCGGAGGCCUUGGCGUCUGCCCUCAGGUCUCCCGCUCUUCGGCACCACGCGCAGGCGCCGCCUCGCGCGGAGAACGCUGAGGAGGCGGAGAAGGCGGGUGGCGGGAGGGAUGGCCAGAGGUCGCCGCGCGGACAGUCUGAAGAAGAAGACAGACGCAGAGCAGCAGGAGAGGAGGGCGAUAGUGCCCUGCUGCGCGCGGCCGCGGCGAACUGCGUGUCUGGCGCGGCCGGCGGCGGAGCAGAAGGAAGAAAGUCGCCGGCAGCUGCGUCCUGGGAAAGGCCGCUGGCGUCUGCCAACGCAGAGCUCCUGGGGGGCGAGCAGAGCUGUGCGGCUUCAGGGGCGGAGGUCUCGGCCGCUGGGGGCGAUCACCACGCGCCAGGCGCGUCGCCGCUGUUGCCUGAGGCUGUCCUCGCUCCUUUCGCGUCGCGCGAGGGCGCGAGUGAACCUGUGGGCUCUCGGACUGAGUCAGACGAGGCUGGAGCGACAGAACUGUCGCCGGUGGCCGGCAACGCAUGCGGCGAUGUGGAAGUGAACAGGAUCGCUUCGAACGGAGGCCUCUCUGUGCUGAGCAAGUUUCGUCUGCCGCCGUCUCCGGCAGGGGCAGCCUACUUAGAGCGUACGCGCCCGCCGACCGAGGAGAGUCACGCACGCAGCGAGCCAGCCUCUGGAAGACGUCCUCCCGCUGCCUCUUCGCCAUCGCCUUCACCUCCUGAGCUCGCAGCCACUGCAGGGGAGACGCCGAGCACCCCAGACUCCGGCCUCCCGCCAGCCGAAGCGCGCGCGCAGGCUCCGAGUUUGUUUGAGAGGCUCCCGCGUGGACUCAUCGCCUGCGGGCGGAGUCCUGGGGUCGAAGGCCCGCCUCCGGCGGAGACGCACGCGACAGAGGAGGAGACAGACAAAGCAGCAAGCGGAGCGGCGCGGAACAGAGAUGACAGAUUUGCCGAAGCUGGCGGCGAGGCGGCAGGUCUCGAGCCUCCGCCUGCGGCGCCAAGUCAGGACACAGGUGACGCUCUAGCAGAGCAAGGGACCUGCGACCCUUGCGAAGAGUACUUCUGCAAGGGAGGUCCGGCGCGGUGGUCGCCGCAGCUUGGCGGCGAGGCGCCGCCGACGCCGCCGACGCCUGACCAUGCCUCCUCGGCGUUUGUCGCGCAUCAGGAAACUACAUGCACGAUCGAAAGUUCAGGGGAACUGGGCGCCGAGAAGGGAGACACAGCUGCUGCCGGAGCGCCGCAAGCAGAGUCCAGCGGCGCCGCAGCCGGCUCUCCGCCAAAAGAGUUUUCCGCGUCGACCUUUCCUCGCGACUGGCGGCCGGCGGGCGACGCCGAGGCGCACGAUGCGCGCGAGCGAGCUGAGGAGGAGUGGGGCAGAGAGGAAGUCGGAGGCGCGGCGACGCUCCGCUCGGCGUUUGAAGGCGAAGACAAGGACGAAGUUGCGAGGCUCGAGAGAGGCGAUCUGUCUGAACCGCAUCUGUCGCUCUCUGGGUCGUAUCGCGACGACCCUUGUGGCGACGAGAGAGAGAGGGGGCUGGACUCUGGGAAGCGUGAGCAAUCGUUCGCCGUGUUUUCGUCCUUGUUUGCGCCGCGGGAGCCGCCAGAAGAAGACCGAACGAACGCCAGCAGCCGCUUGCUCUCGCUGUCGCCGACUCCCCCGGCGUCGCCCGCAGGGGCGGCCACAAACACGGACGAGCUGGUGUACGUACACCUCGACCCGGCCACGGGAGAGCGCAAGGAGUUUUCGGCGGUGUAUUUUCGAAAGUCGAACCGGAUUCGCUACAAGGGCAGCAUGUUCACAAGCGUCCAGUCGUGGGUUCAGUGGGUGGAAACGGGCCACGUCGCCUCUCCGCCGUUCCUUCCUCACUUCCACUGCGCGCGGGAUGUGCACGACGCGGACGGUGACGAAGAGGAGUUGAUCGACGACAACGAAGAAGAGGAGCACGCCAAGCGGCGGCUCGAUGGACGCGCUGAAGGCGAUCACUCGCGCUUCGAUCUGCUCAGUCCGCAGGAGCGGAACGCCGCGUACUCGACGUUCCUGGGGAGCACCGCGAGUCUGCAGUUGCAUUUCACCGAAGACGCCAGCCAAGCGAACCAAGACGAGGGAGAGCGCGCGAACGAAAUGCACGCGGCGUUCCUGUACGAGAGCGACAACGACGCCUUCUGCUUCUCCGCACACGGCCACGACGACGAAGGUGAGCAGGAGUCGAAUUCGAGCGACAGCAGCUCGGGCAGAAGUUCUGAGAGCGAGGAAGAAAAAGACGAAAACGAAGACGAGGGAGCUCCGGUCGCGACCUUCGACAGAGCGACGCGCGAGGCGUCCGCACCGCGCUUCUAUACGGCAGAAAACGACGAAGACGACCAGACAGCCACCACGAGAGGAGAUGCUCAGAGAGUGCUCGCGGCGCGCGAGGACUCUGGGGGGAGGAGAGUCGAGCCGCAACGGGGCGGCGACGCAGACGCGAGCCGCGCUUCCUCUCCGCCAGCAAAAGUCUGUUCCGAGGCGCACCGAAAGGCGAACGCGUCGCCGGCCGCCGCUCAGACUUUCGCCGACUGGGUCGCUUUCCCCGAGUUCAGUGGGAGUUCCGGGGGAGACGCCACGAGCGAUGUGCGAGGCGCCGAGCACGCGGGGAGUGUACGGCGUAACGGGGGAGUCGAACAAGCGCCGGCCGUGGACAGGAGUCCCUUCCACCAGUGCCCUGUAGUCUCUUCCAUGGGUUGGCGCGCGGUGAAUGGGCGCGCAGGCGACAGCGAGGGAGUGCGAGUGGGGAACGCGGACGGACUUCAAGGCGAACACAGACCGGCGAACCGAGCCAAAGAGUUUUGGGAGGCGUCCUUCGAGGCGAAUUACGUGUCUUCUUCCUUCGUGGCGUCAUCGUGCACGCACCCCGACGACGACGUUCAUGGAGAUUCUGCCGAAGAGCCGCUGUCCAACGGGCGCGAUCCCUUCUCCGCGCCUCUCGUCGACCCUUUUGCGUCUUGGAGCGAAGAACCCAGAAAACAGUGA
Besnoitia besnoiti is the source of this 5034-nucleotide messenger RNA. RefSeq lists its product as uncharacterized. Lineage: Eukaryota; Apicomplexa; Conoidasida; Eucoccidiorida; Sarcocystidae. The record is from RefSeq and is a predicted model, not a curated record. The transcript has 2 exons. The coding region runs from base 1 to 5034 and encodes 1677 amino acids.